AUGUUUACCUUCAUGUUUCUCGUCCUUCUUCCACACGUGUUGCUCUCUUCGACAAACGUGGCAGUGAUCUCCCCACAGGAUCCUGUCCUGCGUAUCGGCUCCAGCCUGACAGCCAGGUGCACUCUAAGCCACGGACUUGGCCUCCACGCCAGCACGUUGUACUGGACACUGAAUGGGAUGCGUCUGUCCGACAGCACCUACAGCGUGGUGAGCCCUGACAUCCUGAGUGUCUCCCUUCACAGCCUCAACGGCUCCCAGCAGCAGUCUGGAGACAACCUGGUGUGUCACGGAGCAGAUGGACACGUCCUCGCCGGUUCUUGUCUCUAUGUGGGCAUGCCUCCAGAAAAGCCUAUCAAUUUAAUGUGUUGGUCCCGUAACGCCAAGGACUUGAGCUGCAAGUGGAGCCCGGGGAGCCGGGGUGAGACCCACAUCCGAACCAAAUACACCCUCAAGUACAAAUUGAGGUGGUAUGGAAAAGAGAAGGAGUGUGAAAAUUACAGCACAGGGAGGCAGCAUAACUCCUGCUACAUCCCCCGCAACCUCGCCCUCUUCACCCCAUAUGAGAUCUGGGUGGAGGCAGCCAAUCAGCUGGGCUCUACCACCUCUGACAUCAUCACCCUGGACAUCCUAGAUGUAGUGACCACAGACCCUCCUGCCAACGUGCGGGCGAGUCGUGUCGGCGACCUCGAGGACCAGCUGACGGUCCGCUGGGCCACCCCCCCCGGGCUCAAGGACAUCCUGUUCCAGGCCAAAUAUCAGAUUCGCUACAGACUGGAAGACAGCACCGAAUGGAAGGUAGUGGAUGAUGUUGGUAAUCAAACGUCAUGUCGUCUGGCAGGCCUUCGUGCUGGGACUGUCUAUUUUAUGCAAGUGAGGUGCAACCCAGUAGGCAUCUAUGGCUCCAGGAAGGCCGGCAUCUGGAGUGACUGGAGCCACCCGACUGCCGCCUCCACACCUGGCAGUGAGCGGCUGCAGAGUGGCUCAUGUGAUCCUAAGCCUGGUGAGCCGAACUCCACCCUGCGGCGGGAACUCAAGCAGUUCUUCGGCUGGGUCCGCAAGCACACGUCCGGCUGCAGCGGCAUGUCAAUCAAACUGUACGAUCAGUGGAGGGUGUGGCUGCAGAAAUCGCACAAAACGCGCAACCAGGUAGGUAAGCAGAACCUGUCUCUCUUAUUUCAUUAUCUCUGCUGA
Molecule: messenger RNA, 1191 nt
Organism: Scomber scombrus (Atlantic mackerel)
Lineage: Eukaryota; Metazoa; Chordata; Actinopteri; Scombriformes; Scombridae
Gene: crlf1b
Product: cytokine receptor-like factor 1b
Exons: 7
Coding region: 1-1191 (396 amino acids)
Biological process (GO): cytokine-mediated signaling pathway
Cellular component (GO): external side of plasma membrane
Molecular function (GO): cytokine receptor activity; protein binding
Source: RefSeq, a predicted model, not a curated record